CCCAAGCUGCACCCCUACUAAAUACUGGUUUCUUCUAUAAUUGUCAUAAACAACUAACUGUUUUAUAUACACAAUUGCCAAUUGGGCGUUCCACAUUCAAGCCUACAACAAAAUAAUCGCCUCCUCCCUCUCCCACUCUCUCUCUCUCUCUCUCUCUCUCUUAAUCCUUCACUUUCUCUCUCUAAAAUGCCAAACUUCAUAAGCGUUCAGCAACUCCAAUUCCACUUUUCAUUCCUCCGAUUCCUUUGCAUCAAUUCGGCAUGGAAGAGAUCCUGUCGAAUUGGUGGUCCACGCUGAAUUGGGAUCUCAAUGAUUGUUGUAAGCACAAGCAAAGGUAUUUCCUCGCUAGUAUCUGCAUUUUCACCGUCGUCAUUCUUCUGGUACGAUUCUUCUAGGGCUUUUUCUUCUUCUCUUUCUAUCUCUUCUGUUCAAUUUCCUUUCUGGCAUAGAGAGAGCUUUGAAUUUGAAUACAAUUUAUAUGGUCAGUUUAUAUUUUUCUUUCAAUUUUAGCUUUCACACUUCCUAAACGAAUGUUGUUCAAAUUUUAGGCAACAAUGGCGCUCGUUCUUCAGUCCUUUAAUGACACCACAUUUCUAGGUUCAAGAGCUUCUUUGUGUGUGUGUGUGUGAAAUUUUCAUACUAGAAAGCCACAAACGUGUGUAUGAAUCAUAUAUAUGUGGUGAUAUAUAACAUUUGAAAUUCAGGAAUAUAUUUUUAUUAAAAUUUGACGAUUUUUAAUCCACAAGCCACAGACGUGUGUUUUUAGCACGGAAAAGGAAAUGAGACAUGGGACACGGAUGUGCUAACACGGAAAAUCCUAAAAAAGUAGGAAGUAGGAACAGACAUGAUGAGGUACAAACAUGUACAAACAUAUGUGACCUAAGUCACACAGAGCCAGAGCAAGAGUGGGAGAGCAAUGCACAAGGCUCCUGCUACUACGGGGUCUUGGGAGGGUUAGAUGUACGCAGCCUUACCUCCGAAGAAGCUGUUUUCUGACUCGAACCCAUGAAGGUCACAAUGGAGCAACCUUACUAUUGCGCCAAGGCCCACCCUUUGUUAUAGCUAUAUAUAUAUAUAUAUAUAUAUAUUACCUUACACCCAAAAAGAUAUAUAUACACUAUAUUGUGAGAAGUCUGCUGCAUGCUUGACCCGUGUUAACAAUGUUUAUGAUAUUUUUCCCCUUGAAUUUUGAACAUGCCUGGGGCAUGUGAGACACUCUUUCAGGAAUUUCCAGCAAAUUGUCUUGUUCGACACAGAGAUGUAUUUGUUGUAGAUGUGACUGCUUCAUAGAUUUUCCUUCAAGUUUAUCUUUUUGCUACGUAAGGUGGAGCAAAUUUCUGGAAAACAAUUCAUGAUAAUUAUCUAUGGAGGACAUUUCUGCUGACACCUUUUAAGCUUAUCACUGUAUUUCUUCACGAAGCAAGCCAUGCAAUUGCUUGUAUGCUUACAUGUGGUCAGGUGGAGGGCAUGAAGGUUCAUGCAGAUGAGGGUGGGGUGACAAUAACUCGCGGUGGUGUAUAUUGGUUAAUCUUGCCUGCUGGAUAUAUUGGUUCAUCGUUUUGGGGGAUGGUUCUUAUACUUGCAUCCACAAAUGUCCUCACUGCAAUGAUUGCUGCUGGUUGUUUUACUGCUGCUUUGCUUAUUGUGCUAUUUAUUGCUCAAAAUUGGACCCUUCGAGGACUUUGCAUUGGAUUUAUUGUUUUCUUUGCCGUAGCUUUGUACCUGCAACAUACAUCACAACUUCGUAUCCUCCGGUACAUCAUUCUCUUUAUUGGUGUAAUGAACUGUUUAUUUUCCGUAUAUGAUAUCUAUGAUGAUCUAAUAUCUCGAAGGGUUAACUCCAGUGAUGCGGAGAAGUUUGCGGAAGUUUGUCCUUGCCCUUGUAAUGGUGUUGCAUGGGGUGCCAUUUGGGGAAUGAUAUCAUUCGUGUUUCUUUGUGGAGCAAUGUACCUUGGACUCGUCAUCUUGUCUUAAGGGGUACUUUUUGAUAAUGAGGCCACGCUAAUUUUGUUGUUUUAGGAAGAGAAAUGAUUGACCACAGUAACCGCACAAUCUCGCAAGCAUCAAGCAAGAAUUGAUUCAACAAAGGGAAUGGAAAAAUAAGGAAGAGAAAAAGAGAAGUAGGUUCUUGGACUUGGUCUGCUACUUGAUGUUUGAAGAAAGUAGUAGUUCUUAUUUAUUUUUUUCCUUGACAGUAUUUGGCGUACUGCUUGGAGACACCAUACAUACUUAAAUUAAUCUGGUUCAUCCAGGACUGCAAGUGCGUCAUCAGUCAUGCCACAAUAUCUAAACUUCCAUGCCUUCAUUUGUCAAAUCCAUUCUUAUUCGCGGUUCACAUCACUAAUUUACAUGUAUACUGUAUAAAAAAUUUGUAUAGAUAUUACUCUCAAUUGAAUUUGCGGAGUAGAUGUAACAAAUAUAGAUGUAAUUAAGCUGAUUGUAAUCUUUAACAAAUAUAAUGUACACGAGUCUUGACUCUGCAAGUCUUAUCCCUCCUUUCAGUAGUGCUGGAGCAGUGAGUGCUUGAUGAUGGCAUCACAUCCUCCAGAAUCAGUCUGCUAUAGUUCGGUUCAAUUCGCUGAAAUCAACGAUGCCAUGGCU
Messenger RNA from Cornus florida, 2601 nucleotides. RefSeq lists its product as uncharacterized. NCBI's taxonomy places the organism in Eukaryota, Viridiplantae, Streptophyta, Magnoliopsida, Cornales, Cornaceae. The record is from RefSeq and is a predicted model, not a curated record. The transcript is spliced from 12 exons. The coding region runs from base 1441 to 1974 and encodes 177 amino acids.